This is a messenger RNA of Aureobasidium namibiae CBS 147.97, 420 nucleotides long. RefSeq lists its product as uncharacterized. NCBI's taxonomy places the organism in Eukaryota, Fungi, Ascomycota, Dothideomycetes, Dothideales, Saccotheciaceae. The coding region runs from base 1 to 420 and encodes 139 amino acids. Gene Ontology annotation, biological process: attachment of spindle microtubules to kinetochore; mitotic cell cycle. The record is from RefSeq and is a predicted model, not a curated record. Gene Ontology annotation, cellular component: mitotic spindle pole body; mitotic spindle; DASH complex. The transcript has 3 exons.
AUGUAUCGACCUACCAGCAAUCUCCCUUCGCAUCUUCGCCAGUCAUCACUAUCGACAUCGAGUUCGCAAACAUCUGCCCUACAGCAGCGCAUCAACGAGAAACGUGCCGAGCUAGAGAACCUCAAACAAUUGCGCGAACUUAGUGCUGGUCUCGCUGGUCAGAUGGAGCAGCUGGAGGAGAAGCUAUCUACCCUCUCAGAUGGCACCCAGGCCAUCGCAACUGUUCUCUCCAACUGGCACACUGUUCUCAGAGCCAUCCACAUGGCUUCUGCCCACAUAGCAAAACCUCAACAGGAGACCGAUCCCGAUCCCGAACCCCACCUCCCUCUGCCCCAAACGCUUGUCAGAAUACCAAUGCAGCAUGUCGACCAGUCCGAAACUGCUCAAGAGGACAACGGUGACGAUUCAACCGUCAAAUGA